Molecule: messenger RNA, 358 nt
Organism: Trachymyrmex septentrionalis
Lineage: Eukaryota; Metazoa; Arthropoda; Insecta; Hymenoptera; Formicidae
Product: cx9C motif-containing protein 4
Exons: 3
Coding region: 127-336 (69 amino acids)
Cellular component (GO): mitochondrial intermembrane space
Source: RefSeq, a predicted model, not a curated record
CUACAAAAGGAUAUAUAGGACACACGGCAUUUCAUAGUGACGGUCGAAAGUUACAUAAGAUUUUACCGUAUAGCGCGUGCAACGUGUAUUACAAUUAAUGUAAAGAAUAUUUAGAAGAUACUCUGUAUGUCGACGACUGAUCCCUGCAAAAAAAUUGCAUGUAAAUUGCAGACCUGCUUGCAAGAUAAUGUCUUUCAGCCUUCCCGUUGUCAGGAUGUACUUGAACAAAUAAGAAAAUGUUGUAUGAAACAUUCUGAUUCUGCAGUUUGUGAUGGUAUAAAUAUCUUGAAACCGUAUGAACAUAAUACUGUAGAUUAUCGGAAAGUUAUAAGAUAAGCAAUGCAAAGCGAAGGAAGAA